AUGGUAGUAAAUACCCUCUACUAUUAUCUCUAUCGAGGUGGAUGUUGUCACAGUAACAAUGAGCUUAUUGAAGGUAUAAUAGAAGAGAUUAAAAAUUAUGUAUUUGAUGAUCGAGGGAUUACACUUUCUGCGCAAGGUUACAGUGGUAUUCCUUUGCAAGGUGAAACCCCACUAACAAGUAGAAGUGAUGAUCUAUGGAAAAUUAUCGAUGUUCUUUUUAAAAUGAGUGUCGAAUUUGAAGGUCUCGUUUAUCGCGAUAACUUAUUUUUCCGUGAAGCUGAACGGAACGAAGUUCUUCCGAAUUGGGUUAGAUCGCCGGAAGAUUUCACCCAAAGAGUGUAUGGCUUUGAUGGCGUUUUACAUAUUGUCUCACCUGAACUGAAUGCAAAGUUUCCUACAAUGUCCGACAUUGACAUCGUGAGGACGAAACCACGUGAAACUAGAAAUAUUCUUGUGACCGAAGCGGUGAAACAGAGACUGAUGAUUGGUUCAUCUCGAAAUUUUGGUAUGCAAAAAACUAGUGUUAAUCUUCCAAUGGGUUUGGCAUAUAUCGCACAUCAGCGACCUGAAUUACUUAGUGCUGCCAUCAGAGAAUAUGCCAUAACUGGAGGAGACAAGGAUUUGUUUGCGGAGCGAUGUUUAAGCAGUUGUGAUAGAGUUAUGGUUCAUGUUUAUCUGAAUGCUACUGAUUGGCAGACCGUUACCGCAGUAGCUGACAUUGAGAUGCCUCACGAUAUUGUUUCUCACCGUGUAUCUCGUGCUCUCAUAGCGUUUGAUCGCCGACACUCAGCCAUUCAAAACGGUGUCCAUGUUUCAGACGACAUUCAACUUUUUAAAAGAGUUACUGAUGGUUUUGAAAGAGAGCGGCUCAGCUUCUUGUUUUCAACGCUCUUCAAAACUCAAAAUUCUUUCACUCACACUUACCAACUUGCAAAACUCUUUCUAUCGGAAAAGCAUAUUACACAGUGCAGGAAAUUGUUCAAAGGUUUGUAUCGUUUCAGUAUUUCUACACUGUUGGAAGUCUUCAGUACUUCUCUGUAUAAGAUGACGGGUCAUAUAAAAGUGAAAUACCUCAUAGAAUUAAUACCAUCGAAGAUCAUAGCUUUAUGCAUAUAUUUGGCUGUAUGUACAACUAACCUUGUACCAUCGUAUUCCCUUUCCAAAGAUCUUUUUCACCUUAUUUUUUUCAUUUCAUUUUAUCCGUCUUCACGUCUGUUUUGCGGAUCCCAGAAUUUCUCGCAUUCGAUUCGUUUCCUCGGAUACACUGUCCACGAAGAUCUUCUAACUUUUACGUGUGGCUUCAGCUGCUGUUUGAGGAUUUUCAUUUCAUCUUCAAUGUCGUGGAAUACCGGUCGACCAAUUCUUCCUGGAGUCCUCAGAUAG
Angiostrongylus costaricensis is the source of this 1383-nucleotide messenger RNA. The record is from the annotation of a GenBank genome assembly. Lineage: Eukaryota; Metazoa; Nematoda; Chromadorea; Rhabditida; Metastrongylidae.